Messenger RNA from Abrus precatorius (Indian licorice), 3161 nucleotides. RefSeq lists its product as uncharacterized. Bases 520 to 2361 code for a protein of 613 amino acids. The transcript is spliced from 8 exons. The record is from RefSeq and is a predicted model, not a curated record. Lineage: Eukaryota; Viridiplantae; Streptophyta; Magnoliopsida; Fabales; Fabaceae.
UGUAAUAUGAUAUUCCAAAAUUUAGUCGAAAGAAGACGUGUGUUCGAGAACAAGUAAACAACUAGUGUGUGUCUCCGUUGUAAAAGAAAAAGAGAGCACAAACGAAUACGAAACACACACUCAUAACGAAAACAAAAACAAAAACAGAUUACAAAACCCAGCCAAAAAGCAAACCACUCAACUAUUCAAUUCUUUUCUUCUCUCUUGUGUUCUUUUCUCUCAGCACACAUAUACCAUCUCCACUGCUUAAUCGCGAAGAAACAAACACACACCAAAAGACAUUCUACGGGUUGGUUCUGUUCUGUUCUGUUCUGUUCUGUUCUGGCUUGUCCACGUUGUGAUUUAAGCGUUUCAACCAAGCCACCAAAACAUGAUCCACUCCUUUUCAUGUCUUGUCUUCCAAAGGCCAAACUCAGUUUAAAGUUAAACUCUUUUUGCCUUUUUUUCCAAAAGGGUCACUCUCAAAUAGCUCAUCUCAGCAAAGGGUAAAUAAAACAGAUCUCAAAUUUUGAAACUCUAAUGGCGUGUCCUUUGAAUUCCAUCACCUACAACGGCACUAUGUGCGCGUGUUCACCCGGUCACGUGCUCGACCACGUGACAAACAAAUGCACCCUCUUUGAUGGCAACUCCACCAUCACCACCGACUCAGGCGUUGACUACUAUGCUUUGAGCUUCCCUGAGACACUCUUCGCCUUUGACACCAUCAAGAAGUUCACGCAGUCACAGGCUGUGUUCUUGGAAGCUACCCUUUUUAUGCUUCUCUCUUGGCUUCUCUUUUGCUUCUUCCUCAGGUUCAUGAACCUUGGUGAUGGCCGCAAUGUUUGGUUCAACAUUAGGUGGUGGAUCAGUAGAUUGGAUAUUUGCUUUGCCACCAGACACUGGCUGGAAGAUCAGAAAGUAGUUACCAAACGCAAAACAGAACUUGGUGGAGCUUUCUCCAUGGCAAGUUGGAUACUGUUUAUUGGUUUAUUUGCUGCGUUGUUGUACCAGAUCAUAUCAAAGAGAUCAAUUGAGGUUCAUAAUGUAAGAGCAACGAAUGGACCAGAAUUGGCCUCUUUUGUCAAUGACAUGGAGUUCAAUAUAACAACUGUAUCUAGUUUGAGCUGUGCAAAUCUACGUAAUCUAGGUAAUUUAGUCGCUGGGAAUCCUGGCUUUAUUGAUGAAAGAGUUGUUCCUCUGUCGGCUUUAGGAAAUUACUCUUGUCACAACUCAAGCAAGGGGCCAACCAUAGCACUCAAAUGUAUAAACUGCAAGCUCAUCCAUGAUCAGAUGUACAUUUCAUGGCAGUUUGUUGAUCUCCCCAAUAAUCCUGCUACUGCUGUUGGUUUUGAGUUCAACCUUACUGCAAUGGAUAUUGCUAGGAAACACAAGAGUUUUGUCAGUGGAACGCUAAAGAAUGGAAGUGCUUUUGAGUUUGAUGAUAGGCCAGUUACAUUCAGAGGGAAGCGAUCAAAUGUUUUGAAAUUCAAUUUGUUCCCUCGAAUAUACCAUAAUUUGCAUGAUCUAAAGCUCAUACAGCCUUUAUUUCAUGAGUUCCUCCCUGGAUCAGUUUCUCGUGAUACAAAUCAGCUUCGAGCAUCACUUGAAAAUUCUGCUGAUGGACUGGUCAACACCACAUUGUAUAUCAAUUUUCUCUCUGAUUAUAUUGUGGAAAUCGAUAAAGAGAGUAUUCUGGGUCCUGUGAGCUUCCUUGCAGAUCUUGGCGGCUUGUAUUGCAUUAGCAUCGGCAUUUUUUUCUACCUGUUGAUACAGUGUGAAUAUAGGAUAAAGAAGCUCAGAAAUGAAGAUAGCAUUUUGCGGAGAAUUAGAAAUCGGCGUAAAGCUCAAGAGCAUUGGGACAAGUUGAGGAAAUAUGUAAAGUACACCUAUGACUGCCCUAGCAUAGAUGACAGUUUUAAUAGCACUACAACGAAACCAGAUUGUGGAGGGCUUAUGUUGCAUUCAAUUCGUGGUAGUGGUUCAUCACCUAGACUAAGGCAGAAAAGCAGAACAGAUUCCAUAAAUUUGUACAAGAAACCCAGCUUACCUGCCAACAAGUCAUUGAGCUGCAAGCCACUAGGAUCCACAAAUGAUAUCAAACUGCAUUCUGAAAAUAUGACGAAGCAGCAGAAUGUUGGUUCAUGCAAAGAUUCCCCUCAGUCUCAACCUCAAGAAUCUUCUGUUAUUGAUGAUAACUUCAUUCCUCCUCCACCUUUACUAGAAUUCAAGGGUAGUUCUGAAAUGGACAUUUCCGACAUUCAGAGGAAUCUCAAAAAUUUGUACGAGUAUAAUGCCAUGCUAAGGGAAAAAUUAUUAACUGCACAGUCUAUGCUCCAUUCUUCCUCAUCUAGGCAUUCUUCAGUGAAAAACAAGGAAACUUAGCAGAGGUAUCUUUGCGAACAGGAGUUUUUAUCUGUGUGCGUUGUUCAGAUUGAUCCAUGAUUUUUGCAAGCAUGGAUGUUCUACAAUGAAAGUUGAUUCUUGAUUGAAAACUGACCAAAGGGACCUAUUGAUUGCACAAUCUUUGCAAAAUGAAAGCAAGAAUAUCCUGCGCGGAGAAACCUUAGCACGCGGCCAGAUAUUCGAAGCUUCCUAGUGUGGACAAAGUAUGAUGACCCCCACGUGUGAGAAAGUGAUUUUGGUAUCAUCUGUUAUUCUUUUCAUGUUCUUGUGUAAUUGAUUUUCCCUUUUUUUCAUGAAACCUUGUAUAGCUAGUGUUUUGUUUUGUGCACAGGGUGGUGGCAAUGAUUCAAUGAACUUGUUCUUGCGGGCAUUAUUAAUGUGAAUGAAGAGGCCUUAACAAUGUAUCAUAAUUGUCACUUUUUAUUCUUUAUUUUGAGAAUUUUGUAUGUUAUGAUAUGCAGAGUAACUUCUAAAUUUUUAGUAGAGAUAAUGGCAUCCAAAGAGAAUGUUCCCUUUGUAGGGUUGGAACGGAUACACACAGCUGUGUAGGGGCCAUCAAAGAUUCAAAAUUACAUUUGAGUGAUAAUAACGUUAUUUAUUUCGAUGUGAUGGAGGCUUAGGUGGGGGUGUUUUUUUUCCAAAUAUUCCUGAAGUUGUCAGCAUUGACUUCUAAAUUCAGAUGUCAAUUCCUUCGUGGCUAUUAUUGGGAUGAAGACUUGAGUUUUGUACUGUUACCUUGUAAAUAAUGGAUGAAAUUAUUUAUGGAAGAUGACUGGUUU